AAGACUGAUACAUUGCUGAGAUGAGCUUCCUAUUUGUGGCUGGAUCACUCUUUCUUUUUAACACCAUUGAGUUGAGUGUUGCGGGCCAGGGCUCCACUCCGAAAAUCAAAGAAAUUGUUCUUGGAAGAUGCUACGAGUAUCAACUGAACACUAUUGGUCCAAAAGCAGAUAACUGGAAAGACUGUAAUGAGAUCUGGGAGGCCUUUCAUAAAGCCUUUGCUCACAAGAAACCGUGUGAACCAAAAUCCAGUGAUUACAAGCCGUUCUUUGAAGCAACUGGAAUGCAAGAACUUUCAAAGGUUAGAAAAACUGACAAGUGUAUUGUUGAAGAAGGGUGGAGCUUCUCUCAGAUAAUGUAUUUUAUUACAGGGGAAUAUAAAUUAAACAAACGUCAUUUCUGUCAAAUUCCUGACUGUGAUACUAUGUUUUGAGUUAGAAAUAUUUGUUUCGGAAACUUUAGAAACAAUCUAAUCAGUUCAGGGACGUUUACACUCGGUUUUUAACUGUAUACCGCAAUAAGUUACGUAUACAUUGUGAAAAUAAUAGCUUCGAAACUCAGAAAGUACGAAUAAUAUGUCAGAUUAAUGCGCAAGCAUGCAGUGUACGGAAUGGUGAACAACAAAUGACUUAAUUAUGUAAAUGCAACUGUGAAAAAAUUACAUAAUACCUAAGAGACACGACGAACUACAUAAAAAAUGAAAACCGUCCUGAUGAUAACAAGAACUUGACUGAUAAUUUAACAAUUAAUGAAUGAGGCUGAGUAUCUUAUGAAGAAUUAUGGAGAUCAAGGAGGGUGUUAUCCGUCGAGGCCGUAGGCCGAGGCGUAUAACACCCUCCGAGAUCUCCAUAAUUCUUUAUAUGAUACGAAAGAAAGAAUUCAAUAAUUGUUUUAUUCAUCUAAUUAACUCCUUAUUUCCGAAGAAGAUCAGCCUUAAAAUGUAUCCUUGCCUUUCCUUCAGAGUUUGUUCUGGUCUGGAACAUAUAAAGUUGCGCAUGUCUAUUCUGAUUCCGGUGAUCGAUAUACAACUCUAGAGGAUACCUUGGCCGGGUAAGAAUCACUUUCAGUUUACUGUUUCUUUUAUUUUAGUGUCACCUGUUUAAAAUAUAACAUUGCAGGACGGCUUGAGGAGUUUUUAGAUUGUUAACAGUCCCCUAUUUUUGCGUGCAAGAUCGUCGAGAUCGAGGGCUUGGCAUUGUUCUCUUGUCCACCUCCUCGGUACAUAUGAAACCAAGAUGGACGCUCGUACCGGUAAGCACUCGAUCCUGACGACCUUACUAAACAAUAGGGGACUGUGAGCAGUCUAAGGAGUUUUAGGGGCGCUUAUAGUUGGUUAUAACGGGAAGGCCAGACCACGAUCGAUUCGGAAAGAAGAUUUCACUACUAAAUUGGGUCUGUCCUGCCAGAUCAGUCUAUUCCUAACAGCAUAUACACUGCAGUGAUUGGUUCGAAGCCAAAACUCUCAAGGAAACCCUAUUUUAUCUUCAAUGAUCGGUCCGGAGGACCAGUCUGACUUCUUGUAAACGCAGGCCUGAGUUCAAACUUUCUUCGUUUAGUUAGCUUAAUUGGUAUAAAGCGCGGCACCGGUAUCGCAGAGGUCAAGAGUUCGAAUCCCGUACAAGCCCGAAUUUUUUUCAGGCUUUCUUUUCGCAACUGCAAAACUUGCGUAUAUAACUGCGAGAUCAUCCUUCAUUUAAUACUUGGAGAUCUAUUGAGUUCCCUCUGACUGCCUCAAGAUCAGUUGAUUUGAGAGAGUUAAUCUUAGAUGAGUCAGACCAACUCAUCCUCUAGGUUCACAAGGGGAACGUAUAAACUGGAGGAUUAGUUAAGAACUUGAGUUCUUCCUAAAAAAAGAGGCCUUUAAUUCAAUGAAAAUACUUUUCAAAACAUUUUUUAAGAUAAAAACAAUUAGAACAAUAAUAAAAUGGACAAGUGAACUCGGUCUUCCAUAUUUUUAAAUUCGUAGAGAAGGGCUUCGUUGCUAUUGUAAUUAUCAAUAUGCAAUUUACUGCUAAUUGCAGAACUGUGUUACGUUGUAGAUAGGCAAGAAUUUCGCAAUUAUUAUUAUAAAACCAAUUAUGUACGUUUUACGUCUAAAACCUCUUGCAGGUAUCUGGUGAAUGGACUGACUUGGUGUGGAAAGAAAACUGACCCCCCGUCAUCCGAUGGGAUUGACUACGAUUCCUGUCCGGAUAGGAGUGUAUGUGAUUAUACGACACCUUUCUGGGGCCUCGCGUCAGAGACGGUAAAGCAUAAUCAUGUACUUUUCUCUCAAACUUUUCUCGUAUUUUUCUCUCAAACUUUUAAAGUUAUCGUUUCCUUAACACUGUGUUUAAAAUAUGUAGUAAUAUUUAUUAAUUUGUUCUUCUGUCCCGCCGAGAUUAGCAGUUACUACCUGCGGGUCAGUGUAAUUACUUAAGUUAAAUUCUUGAAAUAAAGUUUUGUUGUUGUUGCAUGUCAUCGUACAAGUUUUAACGAGUUUUGUAUUAAGGUGGCUCGAUACAGUUUUUCAGGGUCAACACCUCCCAAGUUUGAGCAUACUUAUCAAACCCAUCUUUCUAGCAAUCGGUUGGAGCUAUCUAAAUUAUUUUUUACACACGUUUUUAAAAAGAUUGAAACUACUAUGAGGUGAAAUUGCAUGUCAAAAGCUCUUCAUUUUUUACAGAUAACGGCCAAACAACAAUAUUGUCCAUUUUUUACUGUGUUUCUAACCAUAAAAACUUCAUCCCAAAAUAUCUUGAUAACGCUCUUACAGAUUUCGCUUAAACUUCACGAACAUCGAGGCCGCUAUUUGAAGAAAAAGCUCCCGUGAACGAUUUUGGAAGAACAGUUCCUAGUGCUGAGAUAUACUGCUGCAAGUAAAAUAGGUAAUAGCGUCAUUUCGUUGCUGUGACAACUCCGAUCCCGUUGCAACCCUGAUCAUAACAAAUUUUCAUCUUUAUCUAAAACAACUGUGGUGGCAAUUUUUUCAAAACUUUGUUUAUGGCGACGUAGUUUAUGCUCAAACUUGGGAGGUAUUGUCCUUGGAAAACUGUAUCGAGCCACCUUAAAGCUGCUGUACAUGCUACAUAGACAACAUAGGCACGUUAAACGUGCAUGAGCUAUUUUAAAUGCUUCAGUGUAACUUUAAUGCUUCAGUGUAACCUUACCAAGAGUGAUGAAUCUACCUUUUUCGUUCUAAAUGUGCACUGGGUUUUUGUGCGAAAUUGGGUAUUGCCGUACGUAAAUGAAAAACGCGAGACGCUCAGCUGCGUCGGUCCUCAUCCUAUAUAUAUUCACUUUCCUCUGUCUUUCCCUGUUACAUUUGGUGCAAGUUAAACAAAUUAUUAAAGUAAAACACCAAACGUUGAUUAGAAGGAAAACUCUAAGGUUCCCUCGGAGUUUCUUAAGCCAAAAUGUGACUCAUCGAAUUCGAGUAGUUAAGAAAUACCAGGAUUCUUAUCAUUGGGGUAGAUGGCUGCAUCAUCACAAUUCACGAGGUUUUCAGGUGCGAUUCUACUCAGUGAAACAGUCCUUAACUCCGACAACUUAGUUCUUCAUGUUUUAAAAGCUAUUGCUUCUUAAAGGACAAGAGCCUUUUUUAAGGCAUUGGUUACAAAACGAAACAGGUCUUCAUACGUUCAAGUUACUAUUAUUAUUGUGAAAAGCCAAUCUGCAUGAGAUGUACAGCCACACAACUGGCACGUGAAAGUGUUGGACUUUGACACGGUAAUCUAGUAAACAGAAUUAUAAAAAUAACUCAUGAACACAAUUUGCACUGAAAGAUGUUGGCCUUUGGCCCUUGUACAAUUCGUACGUAAAAAAAACGCAAAUUGUUUACUACAAAGUUUUCUCAACGAUUUUAAGAAAUCACCGCGGCUUCAUUAAACAUCUGCAACUAAAUUAUGUUUCAUGCAACGUCAAGGUUGAUACCCUAACAUUUAUUAACUUCCAAGAAAAUUAUCAAACUGCUGAAAUAUAUUUCUGCUCAUAUCAUGUUACUCCACUCAAUAAAACAGUAUCUAAUUAUUGUGUCAACUAACUUCUUCCAAUUUUAUUCUCUAACGCUACUGUUUUUAGUCAAGUUACUUAUCUUUACUAAAUAAAAUACGUUUCAAUAAGUAUAAUGCUUAGUAUGCGGGAAGGAUGCAUCAUGUUGUUCACUUAUUACUUUUUUUUGUUUUGCCGGAACGAAAAAGGUCUGUUGAACUUUGUAAGCGAGAGAAUAAUAUUUUUAAAGCUUGUUUACAGGAUUAACAAUACUCGGUACAGCUUUAAAAAAAAUAAGCUGCCUUUCAAACUUGUAAAACCACAUUUUAUAGGCCGCAUACUUUCAAAUUAAAGUCCACAUCUAAAUAUCAAUUAUUGCUUCACUGGAAGAGCUUUGAAAAUAUAUGAUCUUUUAUACUCUACCUUGAAGCAGGUGAAACACAACUCAUAAAUACUUGCGUCAGUACCGUUCGCGAUAUCCGAAUUCGGUCAGAAAUGUCUUGAAAUAGCAUCCACGCUAAAAUAUGAACCCUUACACAGCUGCAUCACUGUACACAGCGUUGGAAUCAUGAAGAUAUCUAAUAUAAUGUUUCCAAACACCUGUGGCCGUAAUAAAAGACAAAAAAAUUGUCAAGAAUCAAGAUGGCGGUCUCAAAGUGCCCUUGUUCGACCUUUAGCAAUGUCAUGUUUAAGUAGAUGCCAAGAUCUCAUUGGUUCCUAAGCAUCAACUCAUAGUACCUUUAACCUUAUUGGCUCUUGCAAAAAACAUCCGAACAUACAAAGAUAUACAAAGCAAGAUACAAAGAUACAAAGUUACAAAGAUACAAAGUCACAAAGAUACAUACGCUCACACCACUGACAUAUGAGCUAUUUUUUCAGAAUAGCUUAACAAGCAGUUACACGCAGUGAUAUUUGAGUCAAUAGACAGCCGCGGAUCAAGUAAUUUAGUUAAUUACGUUAAUAAACUAAAUACUUAUGUUUGUUUUUUAAAGUUUGCAAGACAUGCUCGAGGAAUUGCUAGAGUACUGCUGAAUGGUUCCAGGGUCGAUUCAAAUGGAAAACCUACUCCUUACAGAAGAGACAGGUAAUCGUACCUGCGACCAAGAAAUUCUUACAAAUCAUGUAGUUGACUAAGCUGGGGCCACGGAACUAGAAGGGGAAGGCGCUGCUAGGGAAUCUUUUCCCACUUCUACGUUAGGGUGAAAAAAAAGUGAAACAAUUUGUUUCAUCUGGGUGAGUCCACCAAUUUGAUUCACCUUCCGAAAAAACCUCAUAAUUAAAAAUCACUGCGAGGCUCAAAAUUCUCAACCUUAAAAUAUUAGGUCAUAAAAUUGAAACACCCUUGGGCGUUGACAAACACCGACAAAUGACAUCGAAAAGUUCCGAAAAUUCCCUUUGGAAAGACCCACUUUUUAUAAACCUCCUCUGAAUAUAAGCCAAUCGAAAUGGCCUUAAAAUUAAAAAACCACGAGUAUGUAGAGGAAUUGGUCAGGUUUCUUUGGUCCAAACCUUUUCGCUCUCCUUCCUUUAUUUACUUUUACCAAGAGAGGGCUUAAAGGAUUAGUUACUUUUUUAUAAACAGAAUAAAAUAAACCGGAUAAUUACGUUAUCUAUUUCUAAUAAUAAUAUAAUAAGUAAUUUCGUAAUAUUAUUUUGUAGCUUCUUUGCCAAAUACGAGCUGCCAAAUCUUCAAGUGGACAAAGUUUCUGAACUCAUGAUCAUAGUGGCUCACACACGCAGUAUACCCACUGGUUGUGACACUGACUCUAUUGGAAUGCUUAAAAAAGACGCCAAAAAAAGGAACAUAAAAAAAGUAACCUGCUACGACGACCCAAAGUACGUGGUAUCUCAGCUUAAUAUUAAUCUCUAGUUCUCAAAACUAUCAUCUCACCAGGAGCCUAUAACUCGGAGCAAGCAACUUCCAUGUACUUGCGUCAAAGUGUUUUCUCUGACUGGUUUAUUUUUAGAACGGUUUUGGCGCGAACUUAUUAGAACGUCCAAUCCUUUGUAUUUUAAGUCGCACGAACCAGUCAGCACAAAAUUGGACCUUUUAUUAAAAUAUGACUUAAGUUUUCCUUUUUCAUUCGUCGCAUGUGCUCAUUCACGGAGUGGGGCUUCCAUUUUCAACCUGAAAAAGUGCUCUACAAGGUAUCUAAAAAUAUACCGGUUUGUUAAAAUUCCGUGACAUAUAGCUAGCGUGGGAUUUUCUCCCUCCGGGUUAUGUGCUCCUGUCUCAUAAGACCUGGGUCAUAGUAAGAGCUGAUAACCUAUGGGCCCCUGGUCUGUAUGGAGAAUAAAAACGGCGGUUGACGAAAUGUCAUAUGAAGUCGAAAGUCAUUAAAAUCAAUCAGCAAGCGAAGAAACCCGAUUCCUGAGUACUGGAGAAAACAGCAACUUUUUGCGGCAAAAGUGUCUAGGAGGCUUCGGGUGAUCUCCUCUUAUGAAUUUAAGGCCAUCAAAGUCAACUUGUAUCUGUCAAAUUAUUUGACCGUAAUAAAUCUUACCGUGAAGUAAGAAAACUUCGGGGUACUUCAAGCUUAUCGUGCGCGAAACGAUGAUUCAUCUCAAUAUUUACAAGGGGUCACCUUCGUCUUGCCAUUGUAAAUCUCUGCCCCCCGUACAGUUCUACCUCUCAUACGUGUAUUAUAGUAUUUUAUCUCUGACCAAGAGCCAUUAAUGUCCCUUUAUGGAUCUUGCUAUAGACCAUAAAGCGCAAGCAAAUGUCAAGCCUUAUAUCAAUAUUUUACCUUUUUGUCUUGCCAGUGACGUGCGCCAUAUUUUGUGUACGGACACUCCUUUGUCCCGUAAAUGCCUCUUUCUCCAUUCUGACCCAAGUAUGUAUCCUCGCUUGCGUUAACUAGGAGAUAUUAAAAGGUAAGAAUGAUGACGCAGCUAAAUUUCUGUGUCUGGAUGGACUUUAUCACUAGAUGAUAAAACGCUGGCAUGAGCGAAUUUAGUCUGCGUGGCAGGCGCAAAAAGGGGAGGGUGGGGGUGGGGGGAUUUGAAAAGCGCGAAAGCUGGGAAAAGGGAAGGGAGAGUACCUUUCCCUCUCCCCUCAAUCCCCUUCCCUUUUUCUCUUUCUCCCUUUCCCCUAUCCCCUUUCGACGCCUGCUACGCAGGCUAGAGUGAAUUAUGCAGCUAUCCUGGCUGGGAAAACUAAAAAAUUAAAUAAAUAGAUCAAUACACGGUGGAUUCUUUUCAUUAAAAUAAACUUCCUUUGCAGUCGAAAUCUCACCUUUUGUGAUUAUGGUUUUAUUAAGUCUGCAAACUUAGCAACUAAACAAUGCAAUUUUUAAACACACAGUGCUGGCUGUAAGCACACACACAUUUAGAUUUUAAAAAAAUAAGUACAGUGCAAGUCAUUACACCAAAAGAGGCUGCUUGGCUUUAAAGAAAAUUCUGUAAAACCUAAGAAGCUAAAGUUUAUAGCACGAGGAGCUUUUUAAAAGCUUUUAAAUUUAGUCAGGGUAAUCUCGUACCCAGACCUCUUCGGCUUCUGGGUGGAUUCAUUUGCAUCAACAAUUGGCCAUGAUCAAAACAACAGCUCUGCAGGUGCAUCACGCUUUUUAGUACAUUUCUUUGAAGUCCACUGCACGACUACGAAGUUAAUGAGUCGUUCAUGGAGGACGUAGACAUACAUCGACAAAUUUUCCUUUCUCUUUUUGAACAUUGAUAAAGUCCUUAUUCAACUUCAGGAAAAGUCACCUACAUUUGAUAAAUAGUGGGUCCAAAUAGACGCGAUAAAGUUAAUUUGAAAGGACGCAAACAAGCUUUUUGAGCGACGUUUUCGCUGCCCUCGUCGUCUUCGUAUCUAUAGCUCCCUAACUUUUGGAUUCAUCUCCAACAUUCGCGUAUAGAUGUCGUAUUUGCCUGCUGGAAUUUUUGUUUGUUUUUAAGCCUAAAAACAAUAAAAAAUUCCAGUGGGCAAAUGCGACAGAUACGCGUAUGUUGCAGAUGAAUCCACCAUAAAUUAGUCUCUCGACUAAAUGAAAUUCUUUUUAAUCUUUCAGGUGGCUUCCGUUCUCUCAGUGACGUUUGCAAGCAGAACGAUAAAUAAUCCUUUAAAUUAAGUUAAGAUUGGAUGGGUAACGUAGUAGUAACAUAACCUUGGAAAUAAAAUUAACCCG
Messenger RNA from Porites lobata, 8094 nucleotides. NCBI's taxonomy places the organism in Eukaryota, Metazoa, Cnidaria, Anthozoa, Scleractinia, Poritidae. The record is from the annotation of a GenBank genome assembly.